GCACCCAGAGCCGUGUUUCCGGUUACCUGGCACUCCCCAGGCGGAGCCCUCCAGGAUAGGCGCUUGCUGUUUCAUGUCCAGCGGUGACCAGGCAUUGAUGCACCCCCAGGAAGGCCACGCGCUCAGGAGGCCCCCCCUCCGCUGGCUGCUGCUCACAUGGUGUCUGGGCCCUUGGCACUCCGAUGACUCUCAGCACAUCCCAUCACCUUCACCUUUGAGGUUUAUCCAGGAUCUGACAAGUCCCAGCAUCCCAGCUGCUGCCCCCUGGCCUGGCCUCCUGCUCCCCAACCCCAGGAAUCUUCCCCUUCUCCACAUGCGGUUGGCGCAAGCCGAGGGGAAUCAGAGCCCCCCUACAGACUCGAAGUUCAUGUGGGAGAUGGCAGGGGCCUGGCACAUGACGGUGGAGCAGAAAUUUGGCCUGUUUUCUGCUGAGAUAAAGGAAGCAGACCCCCUGGCUGCCUCGGAAGCGAGUCAACCCAAACCCUGUCCCCCCGAAGUGACCCCCCACUACAUCUGGAUCGACUUCCUGGUGCAGCGGUUUGAGAUCGCCAAGUACUGCAGCUCUGACCAAGUGGAGAUCUUCUCCAGCCUGCUGCAGCGCUCCAUGUCCCUGAACAUCGGCGGGGCCAAGGGGAGCAUGAACCGGCACGUGGCGGCCAUCGGGCCCCACUUCAAGCUGCUGACCCUGGGGCUGUCCCUCCUGCAUGCCAACGUGGUUCCAAAUGCAACCAUCCGCAAUGUGCUUCGUGAGAAGAUCUACUCCACUGCCUUUGACUACUUCAGCUGUCCCCCAAAGUUCCCUACUCAAGGAGAGAAGCGGCUGUGUGAAGACAUAAGCAUCAUGAUUAAAUUUUGGACCGCCAUGUUCUCAGAUAAGAAGUACCUGACCGCCAGCCAGCUUGUUCCCCCAGCUGACAUCGGCAACCUCCUGGAGCAGUUAGUAGAGGAGAUCACAGGCUCCUUGUCGGGCCCAGCGAAGGACUUUUACCAGCGGGAGUUUGAUUUCUUUAACAAGAUCACCAACGUGUCGGCUAUCAUCAAGCCCUACCCUAAAGGCGACGAGAGAAAGAAGGCUUGUCUGUCGGCCCUGUCUGAAGUGAAGGUGCAGCCGGGUGACUGCUACCUGCCCAGCAACCCCAAGGCCAUUGUGCUGGACAUCGACUACAAGUCUGGGACCCCGAUGCAGAGUGCUGCAAAAGCCCCAUAUCUGGCCAAGUUCAAGGUGAAGCGAUGUGGAGUUAGUGAACUUGAAAAAGAAGGUCUGCGGUGCCGCUCAGACUCCGAGGAUGAGUGCAGCACGCAGGAGGCCGACGGCCAGAAGAUCUCCUGGCAGGCAGCCAUCUUCAAAGUGGGAGACGACUGCCGGCAGGACAUGCUGGCCCUGCAGAUCAUCGACCUCUUCAAGAACAUCUUCCAGCUGGUCGGCCUGGACCUCUUUGUUUUUCCCUACCGCGUGGUGGCCACUGCCCCUGGGUGCGGGGUGAUCGAGUGCAUUCCCGACUGCACCUCCCGGGACCAGCUGGGCCGCCAGACAGACUUCGGCAUGUACGACUACUUCACACGCCAGUACGGGGAUGAGUCCACCCUGGCCUUCCAGCAGGCCCGCUACAACUUCAUCCGAAGCGUGGCCACCUACAGCCUCCUGCUGUUCCUGCUGCAGAUCAAGGACAGACACAACGGCAACAUUAUGCUGGACAAGAAGGGCCAUAUCAUCCACAUCGACUUCGGCUUCAUGUUUGAAAGCUCGCCGGGCGGCAAUCUCGGCUGGGAACCCGACAUCAAGCUGACGGAUGAGAUGGUGAUGAUCAUGGGGGGCAAGAUGGAGGCCACACCCUUCAAGUGGUUCAUGGAGAUGUGUGUCGAGGCUACCUGGCUGUGCGGUGAGCCUGGGCCCUACAUGGACGCGGUCGUCUCCCUGGUCACUCUCAUGUUGGACACGGGCCUGCCCUGUUUUCGCGGCCAGACAAUCAAGCUCUUGAAGCACAGGUUUAGCCCCAACAUGACUGAGCGCGAGGCUGCAAAUUUCAUCAUGAAGGUCAUCCAGAGCUGCUUCCUCAGCAACAGGAGCCGGACGUACGACAUGAUCCAGUACUAUCAGAAUGACAUCCCCUACUGAGGAGGGGACCUCCAAGGCCCUCUGCCCCAUGUGCCCUCGAAGCUGCCCCACAAUCAUGGAGCCCUGCGACCUCCCCGCCCUGCCGCCACAUGCAGUGGAGGAGAGGCCUGUGGCCCGAAGAGCCUGGUAGCGCCUCCUGGGGCAGCACGUGGGUGGCACAGCCUUGGUAAUGCCAUGGACUGCAGCGACAAUCAUUGGAUGGUGCUGUCUAUGCACAGGUGUGAGUCCUCUGUUUGCACUGGACAUAUUCCCUACCUGUCUUAUUUCAUAGGUACGUGAAGUAUUUUCUUGUGUAUAAAAAAAGAGAUAAGAUUUAACCAACAUCAACAAAAUAAAAACCCAAAAUAGUGCUGUGUUGGAA
Gorilla gorilla gorilla (western lowland gorilla) is the source of this 2477-nucleotide messenger RNA. Its product is annotated as putative phosphatidylinositol 4-kinase alpha-like protein P2. Gene Ontology annotation, cellular component: plasma membrane; cytoplasm. Gene Ontology annotation, biological process: phosphatidylinositol-mediated signaling; phosphatidylinositol phosphate biosynthetic process. The record is from RefSeq and is a predicted model, not a curated record. Gene Ontology annotation, molecular function: 1-phosphatidylinositol 4-kinase activity. Lineage: Eukaryota; Metazoa; Chordata; Mammalia; Primates; Hominidae.